UCAAUUCGAACGAACCCCGGAAAGAGAGAGAGAGAGAGAGAGAGAGAGAGAGAGAGAUUGAAGCGAUGGCGGUGCCGGCGACGGUGGUGGUGGUGAUCAUGGCGGCGUUGAUGGUGGCUGUGGAGGCCGGAGAUCAGAACUCGGUGUUCCAGCCUUGUUCGGACGCCAAGAUCCAGCGGUGGGAUGGCUUCACCGUCGGCGUAGCAAUCGCGCCGCCGGAAUCAUUCAUCUUCAAUGGAACCCAGCUCUCCCCUUGCGAUAGCCGUCUUCGACUCUCCUCCAACAAUGGCGCUUACCUUGCCGUCUUCCGCCCUAAGGUCGACGAGAUCUCCCUCCUCACCGUCAACACAUCCUCCUUGUCCUCUGCAACCGCCACUGGAUUCAUGGUGGCAUUUGCUGGCAGGAAAUAUGCAGCGAGGUCCCUUCCUAUUUUCGUUGGAAACAGUUCAUUCACAGUCACCAGUUUCACACUGGUACUGGAGUUCAAUAAGGGAACACUCCAAAACUUAUACUGGAAGACAGAUGGUUGUUCAUCAUGUUCAGGUACGUCCUCUUUUGUUUGCCUUAACAAACAAUAUUGUGCCGUCAAAACAACCAGCUGCAAGGGGCACAACGGCCAGGUUGAUUGCAGCAUCGGCGUCCAACUGGCUUUCUCAGGCACCGACAAGCACGAUUCUGUGCUCAAUUCAUGGUAUGAGAUAUCAAACCUCCGCCAAUACUCCCUGUUUGGCCUGUAUUCUAACCUUAAAAAUUCUCUAACCAGCCAGUUCAAUAACAUAAUCUAGCUUCCUGUUAGUGAUUCUUGAUCUCUUGAUCAACAUUGUUGUUGUACAAUUCUAUCUUUAUGAUCUGUUUUCCAUACUCUCUGUUCAUUUUUCUUUGUACAUUAUUAUUGACAUUUGUUUCAUUCCUUCACUCUAUUGAUCAUAUCGGAU
Molecule: messenger RNA, 935 nt
Organism: Dioscorea cayenensis subsp. rotundata (Guinea yam)
Lineage: Eukaryota; Viridiplantae; Streptophyta; Magnoliopsida; Dioscoreales; Dioscoreaceae
Exons: 3
Coding region: 66-785 (239 amino acids)
Biological process (GO): tRNA wobble uridine modification; protein histidyl modification to diphthamide
Cellular component (GO): cytosol; nucleus
Molecular function (GO): metal ion binding
Source: RefSeq, a predicted model, not a curated record